AUGUCAGUCCACGUCCAGUCCAGUCCAUUAAAAUGGAGCCCUGAUGUUGUGGCCAUCAAACUCAGUCUGCAUCUGAACGAUCAAAGUGGACACAGGAACCAGCUGAAGGCCUCACGUGUGUGCAAACGCACUGCAGCCUUGGAUCCAUCGUGGAACCACAAUCCGCCCGGGCGCCCCGCCUUCGGGCCGGAGACGCUCCAAACCGGCAACUACUCCCUGGUGUUACUAAUUCAGCUCAGCCUGCUCUCCUUCGAUCUGUUUGUCAACUCCUUCAGUGAGCUGCUGAGGGAUGAGCCAGCCGUCCAGCUGGUACUUUUCAUCAUCCAGGAUAUUUCCAUCCUGUUCAACCUGAUCAUCAUUCUGUUGAUGCUGUUUAACACCAUCGUGUUCCAGGUUGGCCUGGUCGCCAUAUUGUUGGAGCGAUUUAGAGCUCUGCUAAUGCUCUCUGCUCUCUAUCUGACCUUCAGUAUCAUACUCCACUCCUGGCUUAUGAAUCUGCGCUGGCUGAAUACCAAAAGAUAUAUUUGGACAGAUGGCCUUCAGGUGCUGUUUGUGUUCCAAAGAACUGCUUCUGUGUUGUACUACUACCUCUACAAGAGGACCUCAGAGUAUCUGGGUGACCCUCGGCUCUAUGAGGAUUCACCAUGGCUGCGAGAGGUCUUUGCUCAAGUCAGACAGUGA
Molecule: messenger RNA, 681 nt
Organism: Scomber japonicus (chub mackerel)
Lineage: Eukaryota; Metazoa; Chordata; Actinopteri; Scombriformes; Scombridae
Product: transmembrane protein 138-like
Exons: 6
Coding region: 1-681 (226 amino acids)
Cellular component (GO): cilium
Source: RefSeq, a predicted model, not a curated record